This is a messenger RNA of Closterium sp. Naga37s-1, 2532 nucleotides long. Lineage: Eukaryota; Viridiplantae; Streptophyta; Zygnematophyceae; Desmidiales; Closteriaceae. The record is from the annotation of a GenBank genome assembly.
AUGGCGGAUCCGAGAAUUCGCAGGCAAACCUACACAGCCGCAUCCCAGCCUUCCCGCGGGGCGUAUCCGCGCGGAUCUGUUCCCCCGCAGGCGCAACGCGGGGUCGGAUCCAGGGGAAGCGGGCCCAGCCGCGCAACUGCUGGCGGAAAUCCGGGUUCGGGGGAAAGGCAACCCCCGGAGACCGCGGAGCAGGCGGCGGAGCGGGAACUGCGCGAGCGGAGAGAGAAGGAGCGGGCGCAGGAGGACCGGGAUAGGGAUGCGCGCGAGCGGAAGGCGCAAGCGGCGGAGCGACUGCAGCGGGAGCAGCAGGCGGUGGUGUCUCUGGAGCGAUCUGUGCAUGCUAAAGCGCGCGAUGUGGAGUCGCUGUCAGCGCAGAGCACGCAGAUGGACGAGCAGGCAUCGGCUGUGAGGGCGAGGGCGGCGGUGCUUCACGCGCAUUCGCUGCAAGUCAACGGCUUCGGAACCUACCUGGAGGCUGGGAACCGCGGCGUGCGAGAUUGCAAGGGACGCAUUUCCCCUGCCCUUGCAGCUCCUGCUGCGUCCACACGAGGAUCUGGAAGAGCAAGAACGACAACAGCAGCAGGAACUGGAGGACUGGCAGCAGCAGCAGCUGCAUCAGCAGCAGGAACAGCAGAAGAAGCAGCAGCAGCGGCGGAGCUAGAAUCGCCUCCACCCCCCACUGAUGCGGAGACUGAUGAGGCACUUUCUCUCCUGCAGAGAUUUCUGCAGGCCCGGUUGUCUGAUGCCAUUCAUUCCCCUGCAGCUGCUGCUGGUACAGGUGCUGCUGCUGCUUCUGCUCAGUCAGGCAAUCACACCAGUGCCAUACAGCAAUUCACAACUCACAGCAACACAACUUCGUCUACUCUUCAGCCUCCCCCUCCGCCUCCUGUUGCUACCGCAGCUGGUGCUGCUAGCACUGCAGCAGCAGGACCAAGCAGAGGAGCUACUGCCUCUUCUUCUGCUGCUGCUGCUGCUGCUGCUGCUGCUUCUUCUACCCCCACCGAUCCUACUGUUCUCCUCUCCUUUCCGGGAGGCUUGGCGGAUCUGGCGCCUAUAGCAUGGAGCGAGCUGCCGGUGCGAAGCUUUUUAGAACGCGCGAGGCUUCAUCCAGAGGGGUUGGUGGCGGUGCUGCAGGGUGCUGUGGAGAGGAAGGCGGAGGAGAUAAGGAGGGAGUGUGCGGGGACAGAUUUGGAGGAAGAAGGAACACGACUAGGACUGACCACACCAACCAAGGCGCCUCUCAGUGCGAGUAGGGGAAGUACGGCUGGGAUGACUGGUGGCAGUGACAACCGCAGCGGCAGUGGUGGUGGCACGUCAAAGCACCUUUUGCGCAAGGCAGCAAAGCAUGCAUCAUUCUCAUCUCCUGACGGUGGUGACGGUGGUGGUGCUGCUGCUGCUACUGCUGCUGCUGCUGUGGCUGGUCGGAGCACAGGGCUAGGAGCAAGGGCUGGGGCGAGUCAGCUGCGCCAGGGGCCACAGUCUACACAGGAGCUGGUGCUGGCGAGACAGAAGGAGUAUCGCGACCUGUGCCUGCAGACGCAAGUGCUGAGGAAGAGAGCUGACGCAGUGAGGCUGGAGGUGGAAAGGAGGACCAGUGAUCAAUCUAACAGACGGGACAGAGACGGGGCAGGGAAGAGGGGGGAGGAGGGAGGCGAGGAGGGAGAGGUGGAGGGAGGGGAGGAGGGAGAGGUGGAGGGAGGGGAGGAGGGAGUGGGUGGUGAGGAGGAUGUGGAGUUGGGGAUAGCUAUGGCGGAGGCAGAGUUGAGGGUGCUUCAAGCAGCGGAGAAACGACUAUCAAGUGAGGUGGCAGCAGCAGGAGCCACGAAUCGCAGAGUGCUGCAGCGGUGGGAGCGAAUCAAGGGGUUCAAUGACGAGCGCAGCAAUAAGUGGGCGGAGUACGAGCUUAUAAGGAGGAUAAACCAGGCCUAUGCACACAUGUGGUGGAACCUCACAAAUGGGCAGACUCAAAAGGCCCUGGCAGGACACGUGGCAAAGGCUGGAAGCGCUCUCAUUGGCUCGGUUCGAGCGGCAUGGGAUCUGGCCGCUCACGAGGAACACUCAUCUGCUUCUUCUGCCUCUGCUGCUGCUGCUGCUGCUGCUGCUGCUGCUGCUGCUGCUGCUGCUGCUGCUGCUGCUGCUGCUGCUGCUGCUGCUGGUGUUGGUGGUACAGCUGCUGCUGAUACUUUUGUGGAUGCCAUGUCAGCAGCUGCUGACGUGGCAGCUGGCAGCGCUGCAGAGCUGGAGCCAGCUGUCGCCAGCAUGGCACGGCAACUUGUUGGGCUGCAGCAGCAGGCGGAGCAGCAGCACAUGGAGGUGCUAUCCGAGUGGCUGCUUCCCCUCGCUUCCCACACUCUCCUUUCUCUCCGUUUCUGCCUUUUUCCCAUCCCCUCAUCCCCCAUCCAGGCAACUCGCUGGGCUGCAGCAGCAGGCGGAGCAGCAGCAUAUGGAGGUGUUAUCGGAGUGGCUUCCGCAGCUGGCACAGCUGCAGGGGCAGGCAAGGCAGCUCGUCUCGCGCACUCAGAACGCCUCUGA